Molecule: messenger RNA, 4804 nt
Organism: Chrysemys picta bellii (western painted turtle)
Lineage: Eukaryota; Metazoa; Chordata; Testudines; Emydidae
Source: RefSeq, a predicted model, not a curated record
UCAUUUGUAGACACUACAAGGAAUUGUUCUGAGGCCAUAAACCCCCUUGACUUAAAUGUAUCAAGGCUAAAAAUGGAAUUGUGCAAAAUAUAUGCUAACACAGAAAACACACCUCUGACAGAAUGGGUGUGAUGAGUGGCAUGCAAAUAUCUUUUUUCUGAUAAACACUCCAGGUUUGAUAAGAACGUGAUGGAGAGUAAGACAGCAGGACACUUCCCUUUGGAGCGCCAAGCAGACAAAAGACAAAGGACAUAAUUCCUCUUGUAAGUGCAACACCCAUGGCAAUAAAAUGGAGCAGGAAUCAAUUCUAGAGGAGCUUCUUUUAAAGAAGUCGCAACAGAAGAAAAAAAUUUCACCAAUUAAUUACAAAGAACGACUGUUUGUUCUCACAAAAACAAACCUCUCUUACUAUGAAUAUGACAAAGAGAAAAAAGGAAGCAAAAAAGGAUCAAUUGACAUUAAGAAAAUUCGAUGUGUUGAGGCAGUGAAUCAUGAGGAACAGGCACCUUUGGAGAGACAAUAUCCAUUUCAGAUUGUAUACAAGGAUGGCCUUCUCUAUGUCUUUGCAGCAAAUAAAGAGAGCCGAAAUCAGUGGUUGAAAGCUUUACAUAAAGAGAUUAAAGACAAUCCUGAUUUACUAAACAAGUAUCACAAAGAAUUCUUUACCAAUGGGAAGUUUCUCUGCUGCAACCAGACAUGUAAAGCAGCCCCUGGAUGUACCCUCUGGGAGAAAUUUAUAGAUAUGAGUCUACCUAGCACCACCAGCUCUCUGAAACCGCUGCCUCCUGUCCCUGGGAAACUGCUGAAGCAUGACAGUCUACCUCCAGUUCCAGCACCAGGUAAAUCCUCGCUGAAGAUCACUGUGGCCGAGUAUGACUAUGAACCCAAAGGAAACACUGAUAUCCAGCUUGUCCGGAACAGCAAGUAUUAUGUUCUGAAAGACGAGGAUCCUGACUGGUGGCAAAUAAGGGACAUGGAAGGGAAUGAAGGCUUCGCACCAAGUUCCUAUCUGAAAGAGAUCUCCCUGGAUGAUGAUGAACCUGGGGGAAACUCCAGCGGAAGUGACCAUUCAUCAGAAGAAGAGGAGAGCAUCACUAAGCAUGAUUGGUACGCUGGUGAUAUCUCCAGAGCCCAGUCAGAGCAACUGCUGCGACAGAAGGGGAAAGAAGGUGCUUUUAUGGUUCGAAAUUCAAGCCGAGUGGGCAAGUACACUGUGUCUGUAUUCAGCAAGGCUCUUGAAGAUAAAAAAGGAACGGUCAAACAUUACCACGUGCACACAAACUAUGAAAACAAAUAUUAUCUGGCUGAAAAUUACUGUUUUGAUUCAGUUCCCCAGCUUAUUCACUAUCAUCAGCAUAACUCAGCAGGUAUGAUUACAAGGCUUCGGCAUGCUGUGACUACGAAAGCAAAUAAGGUCCCAUCAACAGCAUCCUUAGGAAAUGGGAUCUGGGAGCUGAAACGAGAGGAAAUCGUCCUGCUCAAGGAAUUAGGAAGUGGCCAGUUUGGAGUGGUACAGCUGGGAAAAUGGAAGGGAAAGUAUGAUGUUGCCAUUAAGAUGAUUAAAGAAGGAUCAAUGUCAGAAGAUGAAUUCAUAGAGGAAGCUCACACCAUGAUGAAACUUACUCAUCCCAAACUUGUUAAGCUCUAUGGAGUUUGCACAAAGACAUAUCCCAUCUAUAUAGUGGCAGAAUAUAUGGCUAAUGGCUGCUUGCUUAACUACUUGAGGAAUCACGGGAAGGAACUGCAACCCUUUCAGCUGCUGGAAAUAUGUUAUGACAUUUGUGAAGCGAUGACUUUCUUAGAGAGCCAGCAGUUCAUUCAUCGAGACUUGGCUGCUAGGAACUGCUUGGUUGAUAGUGAUCUUACUGUGAAGGUGUCUGACUUCGGGAUGGCUAGGUAUGUUCUGGAUGACCUGUAUAUAAGUUCAUUAGGAACUAAGUUUCCAGUGAAGUGGUCGGCACCAGAAGUUUUUCAUUAUACCAAGUUUAGCAGCAAGUCGGAUGUAUGGGCCUUUGGGAUCUUAAUGUGGGAGGUGUUCACUUUGGGAAAGCAACCCUAUGAACUGUAUGAUAACGUACAAGUGAUUGAGAAGGUUUCUGAGGGAUAUCGGCUUUACCGACCACAACUGGCCUCAGAGACCAUCUACCAGUUAAUGUACAGCUGCUGGCAUGAGCUGCCAGAAAAGCGCCCCACAUUUCAUCAACUCCUAUCAAAUAUUGAGCCACUCAGAGAAGAUGACAAGUCUUGAAGACAAGUCCUCAUCAUGUGGCUUUGACUAUUGGUUGACAUAUCACCAGUCUACUUUGUGGGAGCUAAUACUCUAGUGUGAUUUCUGAAAUCUGGCUGACUCCAGAUUUGGCUGACUCCAGCAGUAUUACACUGGUUUUUCAUUUUCUUUUAAUUUGCAGUGCUUUGACAACACAGAGUAAAGAAGAAAACUCUUGUGAUGUUGUGGUGACUUGGUAUUGUCUGAAAGAAGAGUGUAGACGUAUAUUACUGAUGCUGUUAGUAUGACCCCCCCAUAGUACUUCACAAGCAGAGAAAUGUCCAGUAAUAAUGUAAACUCUUUCAAGGUUUGUUGUGGUGGGGUUUUUUUUUCAGAUCACAACAGGAUUUUAUUAAUCUUUAUUUGGAAAAUGUAAAUGGCAAUAUAAGCUUAAUAGAUUUUCUCAUUAUCAUAUCAGAUCCCAGGGUAUUUUCUGACAGGUUUCAGAGUAGCAGCCGUGUUAGUCUGUAUCCGCAAAAAGAAGAACAGGAGUUCUUCUUUUGUUAGUCUCUAAGGUGCCACAAGUACUCCUGUUCUUCUUUUUGAGGGUAUUUUCUGUUCUAUAAACCUGAGGUUGGUAUUAUGGGUCAAAUUCAUACCUGGUGCAAGUGGCUGCAACUCCAGUGGCAUUAGUGUUAACUUCAGUGACGUGGAUGCUAUUGCCAGUAAACAGCAUAUCAGUUUGGUCACUAGGGCCUGAUCCAGUUUCCCUGAGGCCAAUGGGAGUCUUUCCAUUGACUAGUGCAUAUUGGAUUGGGCCCUAAUGACAUGGGUUUAAUUGAUUGUUCAUUCUAAACUAGAUCUCUGUGACAUUUGAAAUACAAUUAUGAGGCUACUGUUGGCAGCGAUAUGUUCUUAUUCCCUAUUUAAUCCCUGAUAAUGCAAAACUAUCCUUGUCUAGAAUUCCAUGAGACUUAAACAGACUGGUCUAUUGAAACAUCAGUAUGGGAGCUGCAAGACCAGAUACCUGAAGAAGACAUCACCAUCUGAAAUGUUAUUAAUAUAAUGGCAUGACCAAAAAUUUCACACUUGAGUGCUUGAAAUUUGACUCCUAAAUCCAUAUUUGGACACUUAACUAGAAGGGCCCUAAUUUUCAAAGGUGCUCAUCAACUGUAGCUCCCACUGACUUCAAUGGCAGCUGGCACUGCUUAGCACCUCUGAACAUUUAGCUACUUCUAUGCAAGUGCUUAAAUAUAGAUUUAGGAGCCUAACCUUAGGCACCCAGAUUUGCAAAUUUUGGCUUAUUUUCUUCUAAGUACAUGUUGAAAAAUUGUGAAUAGCGUUUGAUUCAUAGUAAUGGUAACAGUAAUUGUUUUGGCUCUACAAGGGAAGAGUAUAUUGAACUUUAUGUAUUCGACUGCUCCAGUGUUUGUCUUGCCAAGUUUCUGUUAUUUUUAAAGGAGUAGAAAGAACAUGCAUAGCAGAACUGUUUAUUUUUAAAAGUCAGGCUGAAAUACUAAUGCAGAGGAUGCUUUGGCACCUGGAGUACAGUGGUAAACAGGCACAUUAGAGGAAAUUAUGUUCACUUACAAAAAUUCCUGUCUGACGUAUUAGGAACUGGCCAGUAAUGUCUGCAUAGCAUUUCUAACAGGUUUUUCCCCCUUUUCUCCAUAAUGUCCAAUACAGAAUGGGAAGUGUAAGGGAAAUGUUGCUUAAGAUGGAUGAAAAUAGUUGAUUUUAACUGAUCUUUCAUUAUAGGCCUUUCCCUUGUUUUCAGUUAUAUUUUAGAUUGCUUUAUAAAAUUGCUUGAUUAGUUUUGAAGCCUAGUACAUCUAAGACACAUUCGUGAAUGUUUUCCAUAUGUCCUUGGCCUACGUUUGAUGUUGGUCUUUCUCUCGUUAGCAUCAAGUUUUAUGGAUAUAAACAUAGUAGCCGCUUCUCUCUGAACUUGAUCAUGUGUGAGGCAGCAUUGUUUGUUUGAGUCUGACAAACCAAAGUGGAGUGUUGCAAAGUUGAUUUGGCUAAUGUCUGUAUCAGAAUCCGGUGACUUUCUAUCAUUAUGUUGUAAAUUCACAGCUAAAUGCAAACAUCACACAUCUCAAUGCACAAGGUUACCAGAAUUUUGUGGUGAGCGACUGUUCCUGAACCCAUAUGUAAUGAGACUUCCUACAUCUAGAUGAGACAUUUGGGACUUUAAAUCUAAAGUGAAUACAUUUGUCUUAACUGCAAUUUAUGAAUAGAUUCUGAGACUGUGUUAUUUUUAGCCCACAUCUCUUAUUUAGCAUUGUCGACUGGAUUAUUACAUGGCAUUCUGUGGCAUUAUAGCAUGAAGGGAACACUGCAAGCUUAGUUGUUUUCCUGUUUACAUAAAAUGUGUUUGUUGGUCCAAGUGAAAAAUAAAACAACUUACACAGGAGGUGGGAAGAUGCAAAACACACACACAGUUGUCAAAAGGAGAAUUCAGACCCUAGCAAAAGUAGAUGACAGAGUCCACUAUUAAAUAUUGUGAAAGAUGCACAAAUUAUAUGAAAUUAAUGACUAGUGUGUGUAUGCGAGCGUCAGCUGCAUUAAUGACAUCUAACCUGAGGCAGCGUUUUA